AUUCUUCUUUUCCAGCACAACCAGUUUGCAACAUCCCAUGAUUCGUCAACGAUUCGUUGUGAGGAUUUUCUUGACCGCCCACACUCGUACGGUACAAGCCGUCCCCUGUUGGCUUGUGGUCAUCCCUUUGGGAGACUGACGUACACCAGCCACACAUGACUGCCACCUGGCAGCUCUGCCACAUGCCUUGCUCCGUCCGCAUGUUGCCAUCAUGUUCUGCCUCUUUUUAAGAUCUUGGUAGAGUACGGUCUGUUCUUCGAUUCUUGACACUGCCUAUAUCCUCAGUGACACUAUCAUCGUAUCCAACAAAACAUCUUUACCAGCACACCAGGCACAUUGAUUUCCACUUCUCACAUCUGAAAGCCGACCCUACGUCAUGGAGACCGCAAGGAACUACUACAACAAGCAGUACGAGUCUUGGAUGCCAUGGGUUGAAGACAAAUUGCUAGGCUGGUGGGGUGAGAACAAGACCAGCUACACUGCCAAAGACGAGCUCUCCAAGACCAAAAUUACAGGCGACAAGAACGUUGAUGCAGUUCAAGACGGUGUCAACGAGGGUGUCGCUGGCCAGUUUGGCAAGGGAGGACUUCUUGAAGGAGUUGGCAAUCUGACCUCCAAGGAAGUCAUGUCUCGCUCAGAACGCCAGGGCAAGGACGACAAGGGUGGAUAUAUCUGAACGCUCCAGUCAAUAUCAAAGUCUACAAAUGGGCGGACAGAGUAUGACAUGGUUCCAAGGCAUCAUGGCCUCCGAGAAGGAUUGAGAUACUGCGAGGGCAGUUCAGCUUUGGUUGCUGCUUUUUUGAUACCACUACACUAUG
This is a messenger RNA of Exophiala viscosa, 818 nucleotides long. RefSeq lists its product as uncharacterized. Bases 377 to 676 code for a protein of 99 amino acids. The record is from RefSeq and is a predicted model, not a curated record. Lineage: Eukaryota; Fungi; Ascomycota; Eurotiomycetes; Chaetothyriales; Herpotrichiellaceae. The transcript has 2 exons.